Molecule: messenger RNA, 1380 nt
Organism: Stereum hirsutum FP-91666 SS1
Lineage: Eukaryota; Fungi; Basidiomycota; Agaricomycetes; Russulales; Stereaceae
Exons: 6
Coding region: 1-1380 (459 amino acids)
Biological process (GO): lipid homeostasis; fatty acid beta-oxidation using acyl-CoA oxidase
Cellular component (GO): peroxisome
Molecular function (GO): FAD binding; fatty acid binding; acyl-CoA oxidase activity
Source: RefSeq, a predicted model, not a curated record
AUGCAAAACGUACUCUACAAAGAUCCUCUCUUUCGCCUCCACGAUGAUUCCCUGUCUACUGAUGAUUGUGUAUCACGCUCUUACCAAAGGGCCCGCAAGAUUCUGCAAACAUACAACCUCUCGGCCUCUGACAUUCUCAACUGCAGCCCCGCAUUCUGGAAUCUCCAUCUCGACCCGAUCCUUUCUUUAGACCUCGCCUGCUUCACCAUCAUCGCCGCACAUCUCAAGGCCAGGCCGGACCUACAACCUCUGGUGGAUUCGAUGCUACGGCUGGAUACGGUCGGGGUAUACCUGCUCAGCGAGCGGGGACAUGGGCUGGACGUUUUUAAUCUGGAGACGACUGCGACCAAGACGAAGGAUGGGUUUAUAUUGCAUACUCUCCGUUCAUGCCAGCGACAACCACCCCUGCUCGGUAUGAACAAAGUCGCACUCGUCAUGGCACGCCUGAUCGUCGACGAUCAAAGUCGAGGACUACGCUGGUUCAUCGUCCCCAUAUGUGACGAACACGAGAUGCACACCGGAAUCACAUCCAAACGUCUUCCAACCCGAAGCGGAACAGCCCCUCUCGACUUCUCCAUCACCUUUUUCCACUCCGCUAUUAAGCAAGCAGCGUAUAUCGGCGGGACGUAUUCGAAGUAUAGGACAGUAUUGAGGAAAGGAUCGUCGUCUAUACCGAUCAUCGGGUUUCCGACGCAACAGUGGCCUAUUCUUCAGGCCACAGCUAUCUCGUUCGUGGCAGAAGCUUGGUUCAAGGCGACGUUGAGGCGACCGUCGUCCGGCAUUUUCAGCGGUGUCUGGAGGAGGUGGCGGAGAGGUGUGGCUUUGGGGACGUUUGAGGAUAAUUAUAUGGCGGGGAUCAUGAGGGCAACGUCCUCACCCUUUGCAUACGUCUCUUCUCCGAGAUGGUCCACAAGCGACCUCGCACAACACGCCCACUCCAUACUCACCGAAAGUAUACACUUGGCUGAGAGCAAAGACAACGAAAUCGACAUCCAAACAUUCCUCGUCACACAAUCAGAAUCCUCCAUCGCAUCAUUCGGUCACGCCCUAGCGUACGCCGCAGCCCGUAAAGCUGGCAUCCCCCAAUCCCUCCUCGACCUAUACGAAUGCGGAGCCAUCCGUCACGAUACGGCGUGGUAUCUUGAGCAUGUGGGGAUCGAUAGGGUCGAACGCUUCAAGAAAGAGGCGAAGGCGAUGCGUGCGGCGUAUCCGGAUCUCGUCAGUGGGAGGUGGCUUGGGGAGCUGGGAAUUCGGGCGUAUGUUAGGGCGCCGAUUGCGGGUGGGGGUAGGGGAGGGGCGGAGGAGGUAGUUGAGGGGAGAUUGAAGGAGUGGAUUGACGGGUUGGUGGAGUACGGCGGGAGGGGUGAGGCGAAGCUUUAG